AACCAAACCCCUCGCGCCAUCACGCUUCCCUCCCUCGUGCGUUUGCACCGUCACGCUUCCCUCCCUUGUGCGUUUGCGCCGUCACGACUUCUGCGAUGCCCCGCCCCCGUUCACGCGACAAGGCGGCAUCCCCGCCGUCGCCGGCCGGUGCCCGGCAACGCACCCCCGCGCCGUCCCCGUCCACCUCUCUCCACCUCGGUAUCGGCCCCGCGUCCCCCGACAACGACCUCGGCGUCGGAUCCCUCGACCUCAAGCAACCCGCCGCUGCGCCUCCCCGACACAGCCUGCUCCUCGCGGGCGCCGCCCUCCGCCUCGGCCUCGGCCCCGCCUCCCCCGAUGACGACCGCGGCGCCAGAUCCCCCAACCUCAGCCCACCCGCCGCCGCGCCUCCCCGACGCAGCCUGCGCCUCGCGGGUAGUCGAAACACUCUCUCCGUGUCGGGCAGGGGCGAGAAGGGGGCGAGGAGGGCCCAUGCUCGAGUCUCCGCCUCCUCCCUUGCUACCACCGUCUCGCCUAGGGCCGGGAACUCUAGUAGCGAUGACAGCGGGUCGGGGGCGGAUACGGCUUUGGCGAGCGGCGAGCGUUAUGGCAGUGCGGUGCCGUUCACGACCCGGUCUCGUAUCGUGAAGCGGCGGGCGGAGGCGAGCCCUCAGGCGGGCGGGGAGGUGGGGAUCGGGUCGGCUGGUCGAGGCCAGGUGCCUGACGAAAUGCUGCACCGGGACGUGGGGACGCCGUCGAAGCGGUGCAGGACCGUAUUGGUCGGAGGAGUGGAGACAGUGUAUAUGUCUGAUACAGAGAGUGAUUCUGAUGAGGAUUGCAUGAUGCUGGGUCCAAGUGGGACCGAACUGAAUCCUAUUGCUGUGGAUAUGACUGAAAAUGGGAGUCUGGAUGAUCCUGCCAAUGCAAGCGACGUGGAGUCUUUGCAGACGCAUAAUCUGCUAGGGACGACAAAUGUUGGGGUGGUUGAGCAAUCAGUAUAUCCUUCAGGAAGUGCUUCAAGUUUUGAAGCAAGAAUCUCUGCAGAUAUGUAUGUCUCGAGCCAUUACAGUUCUAGAAAGGGAAGCAAAGUGAACGGGAAGCUUGUUUUGGAGAAUAACAGUUCUCGUGCUGAUGCUAAUGUGGGCUCUGCAGUUGGUACCAGUCCCCGCAAAUUCAAUCCAUACAGCAAAGGAAAGGGAAAGAUGGUUGCAGAAGAUACUUUAUCAUCUCUGGUCUCCAGUGAGGACGAGCCAGAUUUGGAUCCAGUGCAUUCCAAAGAGACUCAGGUUAAUCCAGGAUCAGUUUCUGCUUCUAUGGUGUCAUAUCGCAGACAAAAAGCAAAAGAGAGAGCUAUCAGGUUGGCUCCUGAAUUUGCUUUCUUUAAAGCAGAUAAAGAUGAGCAUAGUGAAGAUGAUGAUGAAGAACUAGAGCCUGGUCCUGACUCUCAGGACUGGCCAGGCUCAUUCGUAACUGCUGCAAGGAUGUAUGAAGAAAGAGAAGCUAAGUUGAGAGCUCGAGAGUUGAAUUCUUCAAAGCUGAACAAAUCUGCAAAUAGGGUCAUUGUUUGGUCGCCUUCAAAGGAUGAGAAGAAUCCAGCACGAGCUCAAGCUGCCCCAUCACUUACAAGCUUAUGCUUAAAUACACUUGCGAAACAUUCUGAAUGUAUUGGAACACUUGAAGGUAUUCCAGAGGAGCUAAAGAAUAGGCUGUUCAAGAUUCUGUGUCAUUCUAGGAAGAUGAAUACUUAUCUUCUCAAUGAACUAUUAUGUGACAGUCCUACAGAACUGCAUCUCAGUGAGUGUUCAUGGCUGAGUGAGGAUGACUUUGAGAAAACUUUUGGGAAAUGCAGCAUUGAAAGCUUGCAGGAUCUACAGCUUGAUAUAUCUGGGAGAUGCAUGCCUGAUUACAUAUUGCCAACUACCUUAGCUAAGGUUCCUAACUGUAUGCCAUUGUUGAGAAAAAUAUCUCUGAAGGGAAAUUAUCGGCUUUCUGAUAAUGGUUUAGUCACAAUCAUCUCGGCUGCACCUUCUUUAUGUUCCAUAAAUCUGUGUGAGUGUUCUCUUCUCACUUCAUCUGGAAUCAAUAUUCUUGCAAACAAGUUACAUUCAGUUCUUAGAGAACUGUAUAUAGAUGAUUGCACAAACGUGGAUGCUAUGGCAAUUCUUCCUGCUCUACAGAAGAUUAAUCAUCUAGAGGUUUUGUCAAUGUCUGGAAUACAAUCUGUGUGUGACAAGUUUGUGAAGGGGCUCAUUCCUGUGCAUGGUUCAAAUCUGAAGGAGUUAGCAUUUGCUGGUUGCUUGGAACUUACCUCAGCUUCCAUCAAGACUGUUGGGGAAUAUUGUCAAGAAUUAACUUCAUUGGAUCUCCGCAACUUGAAUAGGCUGCGUGACUCAGCACUGUGGCAUCUUCGUGGUUGUAGGCUACUAAGGAAACUAAGGCUUCAAAGAAACGCAUUCAGUGAUGAAGCUGUGUCUCAAUAUUUGGAGGAAUCUGGAGGAGGCCUGACCGAGUUAAUGCUAAACAAUGUUAAGAAGGUUGGAGACCUUACUGCUCUUGCAAUUUCUCGCAAGUGUUCUGUUCUAUUGAAUGCCCUGGAUCUUUCCUUCUGCCGUGAACUGACAGACGAUUCUUUGGGGCUGAUUGUCGACAGCUGCCCAUCAUUGAGGAUUCUUAAGCUAUUUGGUUGUACCCAGGUCACGGAUUUGUUCCUCAAGGGUCACUCGAACACAUCGGUCGAAAUCGUCGGAAUAGAAGGGAGUAUACUCGCGCAGAUGGAUAACCGUUAGUUUGUGUGGAGAACAGAGACCGACACUACAUUCUCCAGUUGUCUAAGCUUAGGAUUCGAGGCAUCAAGGUCCACAUCGUGGCUGCAGCAACAAGUGGGGAAUAUUUUGUCGACCAGUCUACCUUGCUUAUACCAGUCAGCCAUGUAGAAAGCUUUCUUGAAAUGCUUUGUUUUUCUCGGAUACCUUUUUUUUGAAAGGUUUCUUUGGUUAACUGAAGCGGUGGAAAAUCUGCUGCUGCAUCAUGCAAGUUAACGAUAGAAUAUUUUUAAUUGUUUAGAUGGUAAAGGUUAGGGCUUGUUUGGUUCCUUUAGUGUGUGUUUGGUUUAGCUGUGAGCUUUGAAAAAGCUGCUGUGAGCUGUC
This is a messenger RNA of Zea mays, 3125 nucleotides long. RefSeq lists its product as uncharacterized. The record is from RefSeq and is a predicted model, not a curated record. The transcript is spliced from 6 exons. Lineage: Eukaryota; Viridiplantae; Streptophyta; Magnoliopsida; Poales; Poaceae. Gene Ontology annotation, biological process: SCF-dependent proteasomal ubiquitin-dependent protein catabolic process. Bases 96 to 2765 code for a protein of 889 amino acids. Gene Ontology annotation, cellular component: SCF ubiquitin ligase complex.